AUGGACGAGCUGUACAGCGUGGGACAGAAAGUCGCACAGGACAAUGCUGGUGUCAUGGAUCCCGAACUUCUCUCCAGCGCUUUGGGCGGAAGUCCAGAGAAGCUGGCAGAGCUCUUGGCGGGCGGAGGCAGCAUGGAAGAGUACCUGCAAAGCUACGAACAGAUGCUUCAAGAAGGCGUUGCGCCAACUAUGGGCGGGGGUGCCAUGCUCGACCAGGUGGAUCCGGAGGGUGGCAUCACCACCCGCCCGGAAGCUGGUUUUGUCGUGAAGACGCGCGACAACGAUGCGGGCACCAAGAUUUUCAUCAACGUAGUGUCGAGCCCUCACAUUGAGGAGCCCCACAUGAAAAGCUACACGGAGCUGGAUGGGGAGCAGGGCUGCCGUGUGCCCCUCUCCAUAGGCGUUGCCGUGGAGGACUUCGACAAGAAGGGCGAGCCUUGUGUGACAUACGAUGUGGUCGCAAAUCCAAAGGUCGUGGAAGAAUGUUCGGCGGAGCCAGCUUUCCGAGAACAGGUAGUGCAGCUUUGCUUGGCUGCGGUGUCUCAAAAGUACAAACUGCAGCUUGAUCAAAGGUUCAAGCUGCCAAAGAUCAAGUACAAGGGCACCACAGUGCAGCUGCAAAGAAUUCGAAAGAAGAAGGAGUCGCAGAUCCAGGAGAUGCCGGAGAAUACCUCUGCACCACAGCCUGGAACCAGUGCUCAGAGGCGAGCCAGCGGCGAGCCCUCGAUUCCCACAGCCCGCACAGACGGCCCGCAGCCUCCUGACUUUUGCGUCUACUACGCGCUGCCUGACAGCUCGCCGCUACAGGACAUUUUCGAGAGAGACUGGGGCUCGCCACCCGACGAUGUUGAGGAGGCGUCCAAGGUGGCGUACCUCUACGGAUUUGACUUGCCGUGCUAUCGGGUCAACACCUUCCAGGAGAAGAUCCGUGGCACCAUGAAGAAUAAGGCAGAUCGGGAGAGGGACGAGGCCGAAGAAGGCGAAGUCGACGCCGUGGCUCGGGCAAGGAAGGCGACCAGCGAGAUGCUGGCAUCCAGGACUUGCUGCGUGCAUGUGCGCAUGCCGGACUUGGAUCCACAAAUCCCUUCUUUGAAGCAAUUCUCCUUGGAGGUCAGUGAUGAGUGCCUGAGGGUAAGUUUCCCAAUGCUGCCCCGCUCGACGAAGUCCGCCUACGCAAACAUCACCUUUUGGUGGCCAGCUUCCAAGAUGAGAUCACAUUGA
Messenger RNA from Symbiodinium sp. CCMP2592, 1221 nucleotides. Lineage: Eukaryota; Dinophyceae; Suessiales; Symbiodiniaceae. The record is from the annotation of a GenBank genome assembly.